CCUGCCAUUUUAACAGGGGUGUGUAGACUUUUCAUAUCCACUGUACCUUAGAAGAAAAGAACAAGGCAUAGGCUUCGAAUCAUGGAAAGGGAAGCUUAGUCACCUGACUUAAACCCCAUUAACUGGUUUGGGAUGAACUGGGCCGAGGGGUGAAAGCCAAGCAACCUACCUGUUCAACACAUGAACUUUCUGCAAAUGUUUGGGGAGAACCUUCAGAACAAUAUUGGAUUGUAGUAAAAUGCACAAGUCUGUUUGGCUGUUAUGUAUGCAAAAGGUGGCUACUUUGAUGAGUCAAAAAAUUUGAUUAAAUUGUGUUUAACAGAAUGAUUCCAUGAUUUGUUCCAUGCUUUAUUUCAGAAUACAUUAAGACAUUAAACUGAAUGAAUUUCAACAAAAACUGGAAAGAUUGAGGUGUUAUAAAACUGGUUGUGUAUAUACAAUCACAAUCCACACAUUCCAAACCUUAGCAUUUUAGUAAUCCAGCCUGUUAACAUGCUACUCCUUGUCUCCUUCUCAAAUGGUCUGUUAAGUCACAUCAGAGUCUUUAUAUCAGAUAAUUCUAAAGAAUAAUGCUGCAUUCAUGACUCAACUGAACAAAUUAAUCAUUUAACCGUAUCAUGCGAACAUCUUAGGCCACCUGGGAAAAUGUAUAUAGUUGAAAGGCCUUUAUAACCAUUUAUAACUCAUAUAAUUUUCAAACAAUUAAACAUUAUAUUAGUGAGAAAAUCAGUUUUGAAUGAAGUCUGUAUUUUCUGUAGCCUCCAUUAAAAUUCAAAACUCAAGCAAUUCGCUUUGCUAGGUCUUAGUUGUCCUUGCAGAGUGUUUGGGAUCAUUUUUGACAAUCACCCGAAGUUGGCCAUUUCUUUUAAGAUUUCUACAUUUACGCCAGAAUUUUAUUACGUGACAACAGCAUCUUCUGUGAGUGUAAGAGUUCAGAGACCGCCAUGGCAACCUGGAAUAGAGUUGAAAACACUGCAUCGGCUGAUACUACUCAGAAACGGUAUCAGCUGACACUAAAGAAGAAGACUCUGGAUGAUAAAAAAGAAGAUGUGCCUGAAUUGAGAAGAUAUACGUAUGGAGAGAGAAAUCCCUGCACGGUCAGUAAAACUAUUCUUCUGGUGGGAGAGACCGGAUCAGGGAAGUCCACCCUGAUCAACACCAUGGUAAACUACGUCAUGGGUGUAGAGUGGGAAAACCAAGUCUGGUUUGAGAUCAUGGAACAAGAUGAAAGGAGUCUGCCUCAAAGUCGGGCUUCAUUGGUCACUGUUUAUGAUGUAUUUGGCUUUGAGGGUCUUCGAGUCCCCUACUCUCUGACCAUCGUCGACACCCCAGGAUAUGAAGACCCCAAAUGGAACAAAGAAGGCAACCGAGUUGCUGAAAAGUUGCAUCAUUUGUUCAAAUAUAAAAAUGGAAUUGGUCAAAUUGACGCAGUGUGUUUGGUAUUGAAAGCAACCGAGAAUUGUCUGAGUGAAAAGCAGAAGUGCAUUUUUGAUGAAAUUGCCACGUUAUUUGGCAAAGACAUGGAAGACAACACUGUAGUUCUCUUAACACAUUCAGACGGAGGACCAGCCACUAACGCCCUUGAGGCCCUGAAAACCGCAGACAUCAAAUGUGCCAAAGAUGAGAAGAACCAACCUGUUCAUUUCCUAGUUAACAUUGGCCCGACUGUAACUACUGCCACUGAGUUAGACAUGAAUGCUUUAAGGAAUGCACCGAACACAAACAUGGACGGUAUGGACAAAUUCUCAGAGUUCCUGGGACAAGUGACUCCUCAAGAGGUGAAGAUGACUAUAGAAUUUCUAACAGAGCAAGAACACCUCAAAGCUCCGUCACUGGAGAAGAUCCAGUUAGUGGAUGAGAAGGAUCCCCAGGCCCCUCUUCCCAGGUCUGUGAAGAGUAUAAUUCGCAGAUUUGACAGCAGAGCUAAAGAUAAACCUGCCAUGACAACAAAAACUGGGAUUUCCAUAUCGGAAACCUUUUCCCCUGGUUCUUUUUCACCAAAAACGAAACCACGUACCAUAUUUGGUGUCAAACUAGACACAACAACGCCUGGAGAAGAAGUACCUUCCAAGGAGACAAAGGAGACAAUUCGGAAUAGUGGCACAUCCUCAAAACUAGAUGACAUAAUUUCAAAAAGCGCCCUAAUCCAUGAAGGGCCCCCAAGAAGGUAUCAGCUGGUCCUCAGUCAUCCUCAGAAUAGUGGCACAUCCUCAAAACUAGAUGACAUCAUUUCAAAAAGCGCCCUAAUCCAUGAAGGGCCCCCAAGAAGGUAUCAGCUGGUACCAAAGAAACAAUGUCUGGAUGAUAAAGGUGAAGAAGAAUCGAAACUAAGAAAAUGGACCAUCGGUGAGAAAGACCCUAACAAGGUCAACAGAACUGUAUUAUUGGUUGGAGAGACAGGGGCAGGAAAAACUACUAUGAUAAACGCCAUGGUCAACUACAUCAUGGGUGUGGAGCGAGAGGACAACAUCUGGUUUGAGAUUACCAACGAGGGAAACAAAUGUCAAACUGAAAGUCAAACUUCUGAGGUCAUAGCUUAUGACAUCUUUGGGUUUGAGGGCUGUAGAGUCCCUUACUCUCUGACCAUCAUAGACACCCCAGGUUACGGAGACACCAGAGGAAUCCAAGAAGACCGUUUAAUCACUGAAAGACUGCAUGAUUUGUUCAGAUCUCCAAAGGGAAUUGAUCAAAUUGAUGCCGUGGGUUUUGUGGUGAAGGCGAGUACCAAUCGUCUGAGUGACAGGCAGAGGUACAUCUUUGAUGCAGUUUUGUCUUUAUUUGGGAAAGACAUGAAGAAUCAAAUCGUAGCUCUCAUUUCAAACUCAGAUGGAGUGCCAGCUAAGAAUGCCCUCCAGGCACUUGAAAAUGCAAAAAUCAAAUGUGCCAAAAACAAGGACAACGAACCAGUUCAUUUCCUGUUCAACAACCGGCAGACAGAGAUUGUAACAAACCAAAAAGAAGAAAGGGCCAUGAAUUUAGCCUGGGAAGUUACCAAGGAAGGCAUGGAUGAGUUUUCAGAGUUCCUGGGUAAAGUAGCUCCUCAGAAGUUGAAGAUGACUGUAGAUGUUUUGACAAAUCGUAUUCAGCUAGAAGCUUUUGUCAACAACUUACAGCAACGCAUUGAGAUGAUUGAAGGGAAGCAGGCUUUGCUCAAGCAAACUCGUGAUGAACUGAUGAAACACAAGAAGGAGAUGGAUGAAAGUCAGAACUUUGUCAUCACAGUCACUGAGAGCUACAAAGAGCGAGUCACCAUAGAAGGAAUAUUUACCAGAAAGGCAGUAUGCUGCAUAGUUUGUGAAGAGAACUGCCAUUAUCCAGGAUGCACCCUUGCCAGAAGUCCUUAUUGGUGUGAAGUCAUGAAAGAUGGUCACUGCAUGUCAUGUACUGGAAGAUGUCCUGUCUCCAACCAUGUCAGAGAAAAUUGGAGGUUUGUUCAGAGGAACCGGGAGAUUACCAAGACACAUGAUGAUAUAAAAAGGAAGUAUAGAAGUAGCUUGAGAGCUGCUGCAGAGAAAGUCGACUUGAUGGCCUGUCUGAAGAAAGAGUUGGAUGAUGCUGUGAGAGACAAAGCCAGAUUGGUGGAGGAAUCCUACCAGUGUGUUGUUGAACUAGAAGAGAUUGCCUUGAGGGGGAACUCGCUGUCUACUUAUGUCCACUUGGACUUCCUGAUUGAGAAGCUGAAGGAGAAAAGAGACAUAGAGAAGGCUGAGAAACUGGAAAGAAUGCAGAGUUGUGGUGGAGAGGGACAAAAGAAGGGGAUGGAUUAUCUAAGAACUAAACUAGGGAUUUUCUGGCAAAAAUAACAAUAGCAUAAGUCAUUAUUUCUGCCAUUGAAGAAGGAUGUACACAGGUCAAAUGCAUGCACCCUAUUGGAAACUACAGACUCUUGUGUCCAGCUCGGGAAGACAUAAUCUGGUACCUGUUUGAGGACAUUAUCAGAUGAAUCCCUUCUCCCUGGCCAGUUACCAAGCGUCAAACGGAAAUUCAAAAAGAGACACAAACAAAACUUGUUGGGUAAAGGAAACAUAUGUGUUGACUUAUGGCACAAAGGUUUUUAGUGUUCUUUAGUUUUAAAAAGUCAGUUGGCAAUUUGAAGCUUAACAUCAAAACCAUUUGCCAAGAAAAACACUUUUAUUUUCUUCUUCUUGAGUUAAUACAUAAUUUUUUACAAUGCUGCAUUGUCUAAAUUACUGUUUAUGAAAUGUUCACUGGGUCUGACGUUACAUGAUCGUGGGAUAGAAGGAGCGGUCAGGGGUUUAGGACAAAUUCUUGCAUAAUAUUAAGGUUUGUGAGUUUGUUUUUAAAGGUUAUUUACUUACAUAUCAUAUAAAAUGAAUGAAUAUUCCACUCAUAUGUGUAAAGUCAAUUAGAAAUUUGGCUAGAACUUAUUAAUAAUUUCUUAAACAAAAUUAAAAAAACAUUUAUCCA
Messenger RNA from Esox lucius (northern pike), 4428 nucleotides. RefSeq lists its product as uncharacterized. The record is from RefSeq and is a predicted model, not a curated record. Gene Ontology annotation, molecular function: GTP binding; ATP hydrolysis activity. The transcript is spliced from 7 exons. The coding region runs from base 945 to 3803 and encodes 952 amino acids. Lineage: Eukaryota; Metazoa; Chordata; Actinopteri; Esociformes; Esocidae.